AUGCAGAUUCGGAGAGCGGUACCUAGCCAUUUCUUCUUUUCCUUCUUUCGUUCCCAGCCUCACACCAAUCAAGUUGCGCUGUCUUCAUCGCUUUGCGUUUCCCAACCAACCAACGCUCCUGUUUCGCCGGCGCAUGGCGGCCUUGUGAAUCGCAGCGCUUUUGCUUCUGCGCAUUCCGCCGCGUGUCGCUGCGGCGCAUGUGCCCUUCUACCCGCACGCGCAGGCUCCCAGCGCCCAGCCGGAGUGGCGGCGCUCUCCACGCAAGCGGCCUUCCGCGCUCCGCUCGCUGGAAAUGCAUCUGAUUCCGCGUGUCGCUUCCUCGCGUUGCACGCGCGGGGCUUCGCGACUGUCGGCGUCUGCGACAUCCGGCAGGGCAACAUUGUUGUGAUUGACGGCCGAACAGUCGAAGUCACCGAGUGGCGGCAGAUUAAGUCGGGACGAGGGGCCGCGUCCAUCGGGCUUUCGUUCAUCGACUUGGCGACGUUCAAGGCGGGCGAAGCAAACUUUUCCGUGAACAAGAAGCUGGAGUCAAUCCAGCCGGAGAAGAAGACGUACCAGGUGAUGUACGUCGAUGAAGAAAACAGCGUGGUUGUGCUGGCAGACGAGAACUUUGACGAGGCGGAAUUUCCUCUGAGGCUCUUUGGAGGGCCGUCAGUUGCUCCUUUUCUGAAACCGGAGUUGAAGGUGGUGGCAUCGCUGCACGACGGCCUGCCUAUCAAAGUUUCGCUUCCUCCAGCGGUUGUUCAGCAGCUCAAGUGA
Molecule: messenger RNA, 759 nt
Organism: Besnoitia besnoiti
Lineage: Eukaryota; Apicomplexa; Conoidasida; Eucoccidiorida; Sarcocystidae
Product: putative elongation factor P
Exons: 6
Coding region: 1-759 (252 amino acids)
Biological process (GO): translational elongation
Cellular component (GO): cytoplasm
Molecular function (GO): translation elongation factor activity
Source: RefSeq, a predicted model, not a curated record